Perognathus longimembris pacificus (Pacific pocket mouse) is the source of this 1009-nucleotide messenger RNA. RefSeq names its product glucosamine-6-phosphate deaminase 1 (gene Gnpda1). Gene Ontology annotation, molecular function: identical protein binding; glucosamine-6-phosphate deaminase activity. NCBI's taxonomy places the organism in Eukaryota, Metazoa, Chordata, Mammalia, Rodentia, Heteromyidae. The transcript is spliced from 8 exons. The coding region runs from base 36 to 905 and encodes 289 amino acids. Gene Ontology annotation, cellular component: cytoplasm. Gene Ontology annotation, biological process: N-acetylneuraminate catabolic process; D-glucosamine catabolic process; carbohydrate metabolic process. The record is from RefSeq and is a predicted model, not a curated record.
UCUCACUGCCGGCCGCGGGAGGCGUUCGCGACAAGAUGAAGCUCAUCAUCCUGGAAAACUAUUCGCAGGCCAGUGAGUGGGCAGCCAAAUACAUCAGGAACCGCAUUAUCCAGUUUCACCCAGGGCCAGACAAGUACUUCACCCUGGGGCUCCCCACUGGGAGCACUCCACUUGGCUGUUACAAGAAGCUCAUCGAGUACUAUAAGAAUGGAGACCUGUCCUUUAAGUACGUGAAGACCUUCAAUAUGGACGAGUAUGUGGGCCUCCCUCGAGAGCACCCAGAGAGCUACCACUCUUUCAUGUGGAACAACUUCUUCAAGCACAUUGACAUCCAGCCAGAAAACACCCACAUUCUGGACGGGAACGCGGCAGACUUGCAGGCCGAAUGCGAUGCCUUUGAGAAGAAGAUCAACGCCGCCGGGGGCAUCGAGCUGUUUGUCGGGGGCAUCGGCCCCGACGGACACAUUGCUUUCAAUGAGCCGGGCUCCAGUCUGGUGUCUAGGACUCGGGUGAAGACGCUGGCCAUGGAUACCAUCCUGGCCAAUGCUAGGUUCUUCGAUGGCGACCUCGCCAAGGUGCCCACCAUGGCCCUGACAGUGGGUGUGGGCACUGUCAUGGAUGCUAGAGAGGUGAUGAUCCUCAUCACCGGGGCGCACAAGGCCUUUGCGCUCUACAAGGCCAUCGAGGAGGGCGUGAACCACAUGUGGACCGUGUCUGCCUUCCAGCAGCACCCCCGCUCCGUGUUUGUAUGCGAUGAGGAUGCCACCUUGGAGCUGAAAGUGAAGACGGUCAAGUAUUUCAAAGGUUUAAUGCUUGUUCAUAAUAAAUUGGUGGACCCUCUGUACAGUAUCAAGGAGGAAGAAACUGAGAAAAGCCAGCCUUCUAAGAAACUGUACAGUGAUUAGCCUGCACUGGAACCUAGUAUCAAGUACCUCAUAGGGCCAGGCAGGCUUUUCUGAAACUUGUCUUUCAAAUGGGAUUCUUAAUUCAGAAUGACCCUACCGUUCCU